This is a messenger RNA of Abrus precatorius (Indian licorice), 922 nucleotides long. RefSeq lists its product as uncharacterized. The transcript is spliced from 2 exons. Bases 2 to 922 code for a protein of 306 amino acids. Lineage: Eukaryota; Viridiplantae; Streptophyta; Magnoliopsida; Fabales; Fabaceae. The record is from RefSeq and is a predicted model, not a curated record.
UAUGAUGAUGAAGGGCCUAAAACAAGUUAACAAAACAAAAACCUUCAGGCUUGAAAAAUCUCCAACAAUGGAGUACCAAUUGACAGCCCCAAGUGAUCAAUACUCCACUUUUGCCACCAAAAAGUCCCCUCCAAGAAUGGAAUUUCCUACCUCACCACAACUAAUAUUUGGUGAAGAAAUUCUUCACAUCAGCCACCCACAGCACCCUCUCUCAAUGGUGGAUAUCCCGGACCUCUUCACUUGUGUUGGCUGCAAGGAGUAUGGCUCUGGAAAGAGGUUUGUUUGUCAACAAUGUGAUUUUCAGAUGCAUGAUUUCUGUGCCUUGGCUCCUCCUGCUCUCAAGGCCCACCCCUUCCACUCACAACACUCUCUCUUGUUCCAUCCCAAACCAGCAAAAGGUGGGAUGGCCAAAUCCAAAUGCGAUGUGUGUGGCAAACCAACAAAAGGCUUUGCGUUCCUAUGCACUGCAUGUGCGUUUCAAAUGCACCCUUGCUGCGCCAUGCUCAACACCCAAAUACAGUACCCAAAUCAUCCUCACCCCCUAAAGGUGUUGCCAACCACCUCCUCGGCCACCGCCGCAGACUCUGCGUUGGUCUGCCGCGAGUGCAAUAGGAAGAGGUCAGGGAAAGUGUAUCGUUGCACAGUGUGUGAUUACCAUUUACACGCAGUGUGUGCAAAGAGUAAGGUGAAUGGCCUCCAAGCCAAUGGCAUCAAACCCCCCGAGAAACCAAGCGUGCUUGCCGCAGCCGCAAGAGUUGCUUCCCAAGUCGUCAUUGAAUUCAUUGGAGGAUUCGUUGAGGGCAUUGGAGAGACCAUGGGAGAAGCUCUUGUGCAGAACAUUGCUAAGGGAAGUAACAAUGGUGCUAAGGGAAGUAGUAAUGGUGCCACUAAUGCCCCCACAAAACCCAGAUAUAAUAAAUAA